This is a messenger RNA of Stylophora pistillata, 6426 nucleotides long. RefSeq lists its product as uncharacterized. NCBI's taxonomy places the organism in Eukaryota, Metazoa, Cnidaria, Anthozoa, Scleractinia, Pocilloporidae. The record is from RefSeq and is a predicted model, not a curated record. Gene Ontology annotation, molecular function: protein binding.
UGUCGAACCAAACGAAGAAAUGCUGAUGAGUUCCUAUUCUUCGUGUCCUCUUAGCUUCACUAUCAAGAUGAAGGUUAGAUAUAUGGAGAGGGGCGUUCUAUUGAGUAUUUGUUAGAAAAGUUUCUUAGACUUUUUUUGUCGGCACAUUUUGGCAGAUAAAGAACAAUGGACACAUAGUUUCUCUUACAAUUCUUAGCGGCAAUUAAUUUUUUUCUCACAAAAAUCUAGUAUGUUUUGCGGUGUUUCGUUAGGAAAUUACCAAGAAACUUUAGACGAUGCAAAACUUGCUCUUCAAUUGGAGCCAACAUUGAUUGAGGCUAUGGAAUACGGAGCCAGUGCUUGUAUGCACCUUCAGUUACAUGCAGAAGCCAUUAACUGGUGUCAGAAAGGACUGGCAAUUGACAAGAGCAAUGUUACAUUAAAAAACAUAUGGACUUGGUACAGUGGUGGGCCAAAACCAUCACUAGAAACAUUGGGAAAACGGAGAAAAGAUGGUAGUCUCCAAAAUCACGCCGGCCAAUUUAAGGUUAAUAGCUCGCGAGAAUCUAGGAAGCCCAUCGAGGACAUCGAGAACCAUGAGCGUCGUCUACAAAUUGCUAAAAAGGUACGAGACAAAGCUGGAGAGAGACAAGCCUAUAGAGAUCUUGGCAAUGUCUACUAUGGCCUUGGCGAUUUCAAGAAGGCCAUCGAGUAUCAUGAGCACGAUUUGGACAUUGCAAAACAAAUGGGAAGCAAAGCCGAAGAGGGAAGGGCCCAUUGCAAUCUUGGAAAUGCCUAUGAUAGCUUGGGCGAUUUUAAGAGGGCCAUCAUGUGCCAUAAGCGUGAUCUAGAAAUUGCAAAAGAGGUGGGAGACAAGGCUGGAGAGGGACGGGCUUAUAAUAAUCUUGCCAAUGCAUUUGAUAGUCUAGGUGACUACAAGAAGGCCAUCCAGUACCAUGAGCAUCAUUUGCGAAUUUUGAAAUAUGUUGGUGAUAGAGCUAGGGAAGGAGGAGCUUAUGGAGGUCUUGGUAACGCCUAUGAUGGCUUAGGCGACUUUAAGAAGGCCAUUGAAUAUCAUAAGCGGGAUCUAGAAAUUUGUAAAGAAGUGGGAGACAAAGCUGGAAUGGGUCGAGCGUUUGGAAAUCUUGGUAAUGCCUAUGACAGCCUAGGUGAUCUCCAAAAGGCUAUCGAAUACCAUGGGUAUGAUCUGGAAAUUGCCAAAGAGAUGGCAGACAAAGUUGGAGAGGGACGCGCUUAUGGAAAUCUUGGCAACGCGUACCAAGGCCUCAGCGAGUUCAAGAAGGCGAUUACAUACCACGAGCGUGAUCUAGAAAUUGCUAGAGAAGUAGGAGAUAAAGCUGGAGAGGGACGGGCUUUUGGAAAUCUUGGCAAUGCCUAUCAUAGCUUAAGUGAUUUCAAGAAAGCCAUUAAGUACCAUGAAUGGGAUUUGCAAUGUGCGAAAGAAGUGGGAGACAAAGCGGGAGAGGGAGAGGCCAAUGGAAAUCUUGGCAACGAUUAUUACAGCUUAGGCAGCUUCGAGAAGGCCAUCGACUACCAUGUCCGUCAACUAGAAAUUGCCAAAGAAGUGGGAGACGAGGCUGGAAAGGGACGAGCCUAUGGAAAUCUUGGUAAUGCCUCUUGUAGUCUAGGCGACUACAAGAAGGCCGUUGAGUACCAUGAACGCCAUCUAAAGAUAGCGAAGCAAGUAGGAAACAAAGUAGUGGAGGCGAAGGCCCAUGGAAAUCUUGGCAGUGCUUAUCAUCACUUAGGCGAAUUCAAAAAAGCCAUCAAAUACCAUCAACGUGAAUUAGAAAUCGCCAAAGAAGUUGGGGAUAAGAAUGAAGAAGGAGGGGCUUGUGGAAAUCUUGGCGAUGAUUAUCAUAACCUAGGCAACUACGAAAAAGCCAUGGAGUACCACGAGCGUUGUCUUGAAGUCGCCAGGGAAGUGGGAGACAAAACUGGAGAGGGACAGGCAUAUGGAAAUCUUGGCAAUGUCUAUCAUUGCUUAGGCGAUUUUAAAAAGGCCAUCGAGUACCAUAAUCGUGAUUUACAAAUUACCAGAGAAGUGGGAAACAAAGCUGGAGAAGGACGGGCUCUUGGAAAUCUGGGCAAUGCCUAUGAACGCCUAGGUGACUUUAAGAAGGCCAUCGAGUACCACUAUCGUGAUCUAGAAAUUGCAAAAGAAGUGGGAGACAAAGCUGGGGAGGGACAGGCCAAUGGAAAUCUUGGAAGUGCCUAUCAUAAUAUAGGUGAAUUUAGGAAGGCCAUCCAAUGCCACGAGCGUGAUCUAGAAAUUGCGAAAGGAGUGGGAGACAAAGCUGGGGAGGCCCGGGCCUAUGGAAAUUUAGGUAAUGCCUUUUGUAGCCUUGGCAAUUUUAAAAAAGCCAUCGAGUACCAUGAGAUUCGUCUAAAAAUAGUCAAGAGGGUGGAAAACAAAGCUGUGGAGGGAGAGACUUAUGGAGACCUUGGCAAUGCCUAUGAAAGUCCGGGCGAAUUUAAGAAGGCUAUCGAAUAUCAGGAACUUUGUUUACAAAUUGCGAAAGAAGUAGGAGACAAAGCUGGAGAAGGAAGUGCUUAUGGAAAUCUUGGCAAUACCUAUCCUAGCCUAGGCGAUUUCGAUAAGGCUGUCAAGUACUAUGAGCGUGAUUUGAAAAUUGCAAAGGAAGUGGGAGACAAAGCUGGAGAGGGACAGAUCCAUGGAAAUCUUGGCAAUGCCUACCAUAGCCUAGGCGAAUUCGAGAAGGCCAUCAAGUAUCAUGAGUGUGACCUGCAAGUUUCAAAAGAAGUAGGAGACAAAGCCGGAGAGGGACGGGCUUAUGGAAAUCUCGGCAAUGCCCACGGUAGCUUAGGCAAUUUUCAAAAGGCCAUUGAGUAUCAUACGCGGAAUCUAGAAAUUGCGAAAUAAGUGGGAGACAAAGCUGGAGAGGGACGAGCCUUUGGAAAUCUUGGCAGUGAUUUUCACGGCCUGUGCGAUUUCAAGAAAGCCAUCGAGUACCAUGAGAAUGAUCUGAAAAUUUCGAAAGAAGUAGGAGAUAAAAUUGGAAUUGCAGUAUCACUGAAUAAUCUUGGUAUGGUCUUCGAAGAUCAAGGAUCACCUUUACAUGCCCUCGAUUACUACAGUUCCAGUUUGACAAAGCUGAAUGAAAUCAGAGCUCAACUCCAGUUUAAAGAUGAGUGGAAGAUUAGCUACCGGGAUACGUAUGAUCUUGUGUACAAUAAUUUGUGGCGUUUACAUUUAAGCCAGGGUAGCGUUAUUGAAGCUUUGUGUGCUGCCGAGAAUGGACGGGCGCAAGCCUUAAGAGAUCUUAUUGAGGCAAAGUAUGGGUUACAAGAGGUACAAUCUUUGCCUCAUUCCUCAGAGAAAUCAGGUGGUUUGUUCCUUGGAUCUAUUCCAUCGAGAACAGUUUUUAUAGCUCUGGAUAAGCAAGAAAUUAUUUUCUGGGUUAUGAGGAGCGAUCAAGAUAUCACCUUAAAAAGAAAAAAGAUAGGCGAGUCUGUUUCUCAAGAAAACGCGGGAACUUUCAUUUUGACUUUAAAACGUACUGCCUUGGAAGAAAUUGGUGUACGCGCAGGUGUUAAAAUAGAGAAUCGCUCGCUUGAUGAGGCGCGUGAGGGCGGAUCGACGACUGACAGAGCCCCUAUCAGUGUUUCUCGAUCUUUUUCACCAAAGAAAAGCUUAAGAAGCUUUUAUGACCUUAUCAUUGCUCCUGUUGUUGACCUGGUUGAUGGAAACGACCUCAUACUCGUGCCUGAAGGUCCACUUUGUUUGGUACCUUAUGCAGCAUUGAUGAACCCACAGCAGGAGCAUCUGUUUGAGUCUCUAAGGAUCAGAGUGAUUCCAUCCUUGACUACUUUGAAAUUAAUUACUGAUUCUCCAGUGGACUACCACAAUAAGACCGGCGCACUUCUCGUGGGAGACCCAUGUUUAGAAGAAGUUCUCUUUGAAGGAAGAAAGUUGUGUCAGCUGCCAUUUGCAAAGAAAGAAAUAGAGAUGAUUGGGAGAAUCCUAGGAACGGUUCCCCUCACUGGCGAAAAAGCAACUAAAAGUGAAGUUUUGAAGCAACUAUCCACGGUGGCAUUAGUGCACAUCGCUGCACAUGGCAAAAUGGAAACAGGAGAAAUUGCUUUGGCACCAAACCCUGCUCGGGAAUCCCAUCAUCCUGAAGAAAAAGACUUUUUAUUGACCAUGGCGGAUGUGUUGGAAGCUCAGUUGCGGGCGAGAUUGGUUGUGUUGAGUUGCUGUCAUAGCGCUCGUGGAGAAAUAAAGGCCGAGGGGGUAGUUGGUAUUGCUCGAGCAUUUUUAGGCGCUGGGGCUCGCUCGGUUUUGGUGUCCCUGUGGGCGAUUGAUGACGAGGCCACUUUCCAGUUCAUGAAGAAUUUCUAUCAAGAACUAGUUAAAGGAAGGAGGGUCAGUGAAGCUCUUUACCAAGCCAUGAAAUGUAUGAAAGAGUCCGAAAAGUUCAGGGAAGUAAAGUACUGGGCACCAUUUGUUCUCAUUGGCGAUGAUGUCACUCUUGAGCUGAAUGAAACUUAUGCAGUCUAGAUGCUGCUCAAUGCAAAUAUAACUUUUUUAGGUAUCUUUUAAAGUCAAACAGUGUUAUCACUAGGACAAUGACAUAGUUCUUUGGGAGAAAUGAAUCAGAAAGCAAUUGUGAUGUUGUUUCCUAUUUGAAAAAGUAAGAAAUAAGAUAUUGAGUAGAAUACCUCAUUGGAAUUAGGGAGUUUAGAAAUUAUCUGGCCAGUUUUGUGUGGCGAAAAUAAUUUUUCUAUUGAAAAAGUAGUAAAGGAUCAAAAACUUUUAACCCUCCACUGAAAAACCACAUCGUAACAAGCCAUGAUUAGUGGUAGAUAGACUAGAUUGCAUACAUCUAUAUCAUUUCAGCGUAUUAAUGGUGUAAAUUUAGGAUCUAGUAAGACAAGUGUUCAGGUUAAAAAAAGGAUCGACGAUGAGAUCCUUCUUAAUUCGACUUGUUCAGUAAGAUUUGCAAAUGUCAAAAUAUGUAUAAAAGCUGCUAAACUAUUUUUUCAGAACGUUAAAUAAAUUGUACUUACACGUGACAUCUUUUAAAAUGCAGGUGACGGACUUAACGAUAAUAUAGUUCCUACAUAGUUUUGCUCAAACUUCGUUCACCAAGCUGGGUAAACAGUCUAGCUCUUUGUAAAAUAGGAAUUAUAUUUAAACUUAACUACCUGUAGAGCGUAGCUCUGAGAUGAUGAAUUGUCACAUUUUUACUACAAAUCGAAAACGGUAAAGCCACAGUAGGCCUCGAGCGUACUUUGCCGUAGUGCGGCUGGCUCGAUGCAGAAUGGUUCGAUACAGAAAGCUAUUAUUUGUAAGAGUUAUUUCCCCGUUCGAAACUAACAACUUCCUUCGAUAAUUCCAUUUCUCAUUUCACGCAGAUGUCUCAGCUAGAUUCGAAAGCGAUGAUGAGGAGCGAAACUUUGUGUUGUGUCAGUGAAUAACAUUACGCAACCUGUUGAACUAACUUGAACUUGUUAAGAUUCCAUUGGAAUUGGUGGUUUGUUUGAAAACUUGUCAUAGUUUACCUAGAAUAUUGUUAUACACCUUUUUAAUAAGCAGGUGUUGCAUACAUUGACCCUUGACAUCAAGUAGUUGAAAGAUUUCUCAUGUUUAUUUUAAAAUGAAAAUGUAUAAGCAUUAUAUCAAGGGAAGUGCUUUGAAUUCGGGACUGACUUUCAGGUAUGUACGCUUGGAAUAACUUAUUUCAAUUAAUUGCAGUAGUUAGGAAAUUAGCUCUGGUAUGGUUUUAAGUGCAAGCAGAAAUGACUGAGUUCGCAUAUACGGCUAAAACUAGUUUGACUUUAAAGCAGAUUUACCCUUUUCGGGAGGUGCAAUAUUAAAAUGUACUUCAAAUUGAGAAGUAAUAAUUUUCAGUCCUGAGCCCUUUGACCUAAUACUAGUCUUAUGCUAUUUCUUCCUGGAAUUUCUAGAAUUACUGAUUUAGUUCCAUGAUCUAAUGUCUUUUUGCUUCUCGUACUGAGGCCAUGCCAAACCAAGGUUGUUCAAUUAAUAAUACUUUUAUUGUAGCUAUUCUUUCACAACUUGUAGGAUGUUACUCUGGUAGUAUAAAUUGAAUACUAAGUAUUUUCCAGUUAAUUUGAGGAAAGUAGGCGUUAUCAUCGGUAGACCCUUCUCCAAUAACGAACUGUUUACUCUUGUUAAAGUAAAUUUAUAAGCAUUAUAUCAAAGGAAGUCGUAGUAGUUGGCAACUCUAGUUGGAGCCUGCCCGCAAACUAUAUAGCAAUUAUAAUGCAUGAUGUAUUUUGAGCCACUCCUAUUGAAACUUUAUCCGUAACAGUUUAGCUCACUGUAGAGACCCAGUAGUGGAGCAACGGACCUGGAAUCCGAAGGCCUGAGGCUCGAUUCCUCACGGAAACUAAGAAUUGUUUAUUCGUACUUCUUAUGUUUGUUAAAAGUGUUGAAUG